AACACCUCAGGAAUAUGCAUCUGGGCACGUCGCAGGAUCCUCCAACAUUCCUUUCAUGCUCACCGCUUCUGACGGAUCUAUGGUUAGAAAUGCCGAGUUCCUGGAUCAAGUGAAGACGAAGUACUCGCCCGACACGCCGCUUGUUCGGGCCUGUCGGAGUGGAAAGCGGUCAAAUAUAGCUGCAAACGUCCUAAGAGAUCUG
Closterium sp. Naga37s-1 is the source of this 202-nucleotide messenger RNA. Lineage: Eukaryota; Viridiplantae; Streptophyta; Zygnematophyceae; Desmidiales; Closteriaceae. The record is from the annotation of a GenBank genome assembly.